Messenger RNA from Lindgomyces ingoldianus, 2937 nucleotides. RefSeq lists its product as uncharacterized. Bases 1 to 2937 code for a protein of 978 amino acids. NCBI's taxonomy places the organism in Eukaryota, Fungi, Ascomycota, Dothideomycetes, Pleosporales, Lindgomycetaceae. The record is from RefSeq and is a predicted model, not a curated record. The transcript is spliced from 30 exons.
AUGCGUCUUUUGCAGUUCCAAAACGACAGCGACUUCAGCCUCGUCGAAUAUAUUGGCAAAAACAUUCCCCCUUAUGCGAUUCUAUCGCAUACCUGGGGAUCAGACAAGGAUGAAGUAACUUUUAGAGACCGAAUUGAAGGCAAGGGGGAGGGCAAGACCGGCUAUCACAACACAUGCUGCAUGUGGCAUAUGCCGCCCUUUACGGCGACAGAUAGCCCAAGCAAACAUCGCGCUAGUUGUACGAUAAGCUUACCCAGCUAUGUUACAAAACCUACUUUGCCCCCUCACCUCUCGCAGCGUGGAUAUGCCAAACCUAAGCCCAAUUCAGCAAGCCUGAGCGUGCCUGAGCGUGUUCUGAGCACUUACUACAUCCCCACUAGUCUAGUAGCCCACUCUAGAAUUUUGUUGCUCGUGAUGGGCCAUCUUUGUGACUUUGGUGUCUUUCCAUUCUUUUCUUUCGUUGCUCCAUUUGCGAAGUCACAUUCCUACGACCUCAUUUUGCCUGAAGCUGACAAUAUACCGUCCUGCAUAUUGCUAUAUUGUUCAAUUCAUCCAGUCUACACAUUCCGGAGACUGUGGUCACAAUACCGAGCGGCUGGCGCAUACCAUGUGGCUCAAGCCUUGGAGGCCAUUGAUACAGCAUUGGAUGUAAUGGAAAUUGGCAAUAUUCAACUCUUCGGUAGUCUUGGUACAUGUUCAUCUUUCUUCCCUGACUACAAUCGAAAUUUCUCAGUUAAUAAAGCACAAGAACCUUACGAGAAAUUGAAGUCCCAGCCUAUUGUUGGACCGGAUGUCCCUCCUUAUUUGAAUGCGCAUAUGACGGUGCCGACGCGAUCUAGCAAUACCUCAAACAGCACCAAGCUAACGCCCUUCCGAACAUACAGCACCUCUUUUCUCUGGCGCCAAAAGCAUUCUGCAUUAACCUCCAAUCAUAUCUUUCCUGCCUUGUUGGUCCACAAAAUUUCAGACACAACCCACUUUCCUUUUACGUACCUGGCAGAUCACAGCCUGGAGCAGAAUUGCACGAGAAGAGAGAAGAGAGCCCACAUAUUCCAAUCCAUGCACAAAACCAAAGCGCCCUCACUUAGGUAUGUAAUCCCAUGCCUCACCACAGAGAGUUGGGGUAAAGCGGCCUGUAAGAACAAUGGAAGUAGGAUAAAGCAAAUCAAAGGAAAAGCAAAAGAAAACCAUCUCAUCAGCAGGGCGGCUGUAAGGCAUAUAUACUAUUCUGCACGCGAAUCAACUGUUGGGUGGUGCGGAGCCCCGUCCUUACAUAAUAAUCAACUAACAGUUGAUUCGCUUGCUCCAACUGUGCCCUCAACUCCUUCAGUUUCCCCUCCAUUUGCUCGGCCCACUCGGCCUGUCUCUUCCUCGCCUCCAUCCUCCCCUGCUCUACUCACUCUCCCUUCCGCUUCUCAAUCUCCUCCUCCAUCUCCUCCCGCAUCCUCCCCCUCUCCUCUUCCAGCCCUUUCUUCACCCCCGCCACCACGCUCUUCUCCACUAUUCCCAUCCCCACACAUCUCUCUCCGCCGCUUUGGUCAUCUUCUCCUUAGCCCACUUGUUGUGGUCGUCCAACCAGUCCUCCACCUACUUUCGCCAGCCCCUAAACCUUCCCAAAAGGCAAAGCAAAAACAGAAGAAACUCCGUACCACGUUUAGGUUUGUGAAGAAGAAGAAGAAGAAGAAGAAGAAGAAGAAGAAGAAGAAGAAGAAGAAGAAGAAGAAGAAGAAGAAGAAGAAGAAGAAGAAGAAGAGAAGGAGAGGCACAAAAGAAAAGCGGCUUCUGCGUGUGGGCGCAACUUCUUACCGUGAAGGACUUCACGUUAGAGAACAAACGAAGGAAACACAAAAUCUGAAAAGCAGAGAACUGCUGGUGCAAUAUCGCUGCAAACACUGCGGGCAAGUUUUAGAGACGUUUGUGAAAGCGCAAGCAGCACCAGCCCCUCUUCUAGAAACCGCCAACACCCCAUACAGUGGCGCAAAGAAACAUGAGCGGCAUCCUUCCUUCACCAACUCCUCGGUAAUAAGAGGAAAAACUUUGUCACACUUCAGCAUUGAGGAGCGGUUGACAUGGGCUGGAGAACGAAAGCCGACGCGUGAAGAAGAUAUGGCCUAUUCUCUGCUGGGCAUCAUCAACAUUCAUAUGCUGCUCAUCGACGAUACAAGAUUUAGAAAGAUACACCGCUGGCUUUCGACACCAGAUCCGUCUGUAAGCUACCAGAAGGCACUUAAGCAACGACAGCACAAUACAUGCCUUUGGUUUCUAGGGGGUGAACGGUACGCGAGUAUCCUUAGCCCAACCAUUCUAAAGGAUGUUCUCCAACAUUGCGAUAACAAUCCUGGGCAGGUAAUUGCGUACUUCUACUUCGACCUCAACGAUGUGCAGAAGCAGAACGCCGAGCUGAUGCUGCGCUCGUUACCGCCACCAGAUGCACUCCUAGAAGUAACGCGCCAGACGAUGCAAAAGUCGCCACAAGUCUACAUCAUGAUUGACGCACUAGACGAAUGCGCCCAGCGUGCCGAGCUGAUGGAGAUACUUGAAACCAUGGCUGGGGGGCAGCUUCAGAACGUGCAUCUGAUUGUGACAAGCUGCCGAGAACGAGAUAUCGAGAGCUCACUAGAGGGAUUAGGAAAAGACAUUGCUCUUCGGUAUGAGAUUGAGACUCCCAUGCUAAAUGGAACUAAAGGAAUGCAUCUAGACACGCUGGGAAAAUGUCGCAAUCGAGCGAUUCCGCGGAAAUCGCUUGCAACACUACCACCGACACUAGAUAAGACAUAUGACCAGAUUCUGUGCGCUAUCCCUGAAGAGGAUUCCGGCUACGCCAUCCGUGUCUUGCAAUGGCUGGCAUUUUCGGAGCGACCACUCUCAGUGGAAGAGGCAACGCUCUCAACCGUACGAAUUACGUUUCAUACUUUUCGUCUCAGUACUGUCACGUGA